Molecule: messenger RNA, 957 nt
Organism: Penicillium waksmanii
Lineage: Eukaryota; Fungi; Ascomycota; Eurotiomycetes; Eurotiales; Aspergillaceae
Product: class I SAM-dependent methyltransferase
Exons: 1
Coding region: 1-957 (318 amino acids)
Molecular function (GO): S-adenosylmethionine-dependent methyltransferase activity
Source: RefSeq, a predicted model, not a curated record
AUGGAAGAUUCGAAAGAACCUACCUUCCGCUCCUACAACCAGACGCAAGGCGCAAUCUACUCUCAAAACAGACCAACAUACCACCCAAACCUAUACAAAACAAUCAUAGACUACCACGUCUCCACCGGAGGCAAGCUCACCACAAUCCUCGAUGUCGGCUGUGGUCCCGGAAAUGCCGUUCGUGACCUCUCAUCCCAUUUCACCCAAGCCAUCGGCCUCGAUCCUUCUGAGGGAAUGAUCAAAGCUGCCCGCUCUCUUGGCGGGACUUCCUCUGACGGCAGUCCUAUCCAAUUUGUGAUUUCCACUGCCGAGGAACUUAGCGCCGGCACGUCUUUGCAUCUACCUGAUUCCAGCGUCGAUCUCAUAGUCGCUGCGACGGCGGCACAUUGGUUUGACAUGUCUCUCUUCUGGCCACGGGCUGCACAGCUUCUCAAGCCGGGGGGUAGUGUUGCACUGUGGGCCGCGAGAGGAGGCUAUAUUCAUCCAUCUACGCCAAAUCAUGCGGCCAUUCAGGCCUAUAUAACUCAGAUCCAAGAUCAAUUUCUGAGGCCGCAUGCGAAACAGGGGACUGAGAUUGCGUUUAAUUUAUACGCUGACCUUCUACUCCCGUGGUCCUUGAAGGAGUCACAAUAUGAGUUUGAAGAAGGAGCCUUUCUCCAUAAAGUAUGGAAUAAGGAAACUGCGUGCUCGGAUGGUGACGAAUUCUUUGCUAGCCAACAGGAACCACAGUUUAUGAGUUUCGAUCUUGACAAGCUUGAGAAAAUGCUCGGUACCAAAGGGACCGUUACGCGAUGGAGGGAGACCAAUGCAGAUAAGACUGGGACGGAGGAGGAUAUUGUGAAAGUAAUGAGGGGGCAUAUUGAAGGGCUUUUAUAUGAAGUGGGGGUUUUGAAGGGCCAGGAGGAACUGAAUAUGGGAGUAGAGGGGGUGUUGAUGAUUGUGAAAAAGAACAGUUAA